This is a messenger RNA of Acanthosepion pharaonis, 2004 nucleotides long. NCBI's taxonomy places the organism in Eukaryota, Metazoa, Mollusca, Cephalopoda, Sepiida, Sepiidae. The record is from the annotation of a GenBank genome assembly.
AUGUUUUUUUGGGGGUUUCUCAAAAGCUUUUUAGCGCGUUUUCUUCUUCUUCUUUCUUUCUUUCUUUGUUUUCUUUUUCUUCAUCCUUUUCUUUUUCUUUCCCCUUUCUUCUUCGUCUUCUUCUUUCUUUUCUUCAUCCAAUUUCUUCUUCUUCCUCUUCCUUUUCUUCUUCUUUUCCCUUUCUUCUUCUUUUCCAUUUCUUCUUCGUCUUCUUUCUUUUCUUUUCUUUUUCUUCAUCCAAUUUCUCCUUCUUCUUCCUUUUCUUCUUCAUUUCCCUUUCUUCUUCUUCUUCUCCUACUUCUUCAUCUUUUCCUUUUCUUCUUCUUUCCUUUUCUUCUUCUUUCCUUUUCUUCUUCUUUCUUUCUUUGUUUUCUUUUUGUUCAUCCUUUUCUUUUUCUUUCCCCUUUCUUUUUCUUUCCCCUUUCUUCUUCGUCUUCUUCUUCUUUCUUUUCUUCAUCCAAUUUAUUCUUCUUCUUCUUCCUUUUCUUCUUCUUUUCCAUUUCUUCUUCGUCUUCUUUCUUUUCUUUUUUUUUUUUUUUUUUCAUUCAUUCUUUUUACUUCUUCUUCCUUUUCUUCUUCAUUUCCCCUCUUUUUCUUCUUCUUCUUCUUUUAUCUUUUCAUUCAUUCUUUCCUUUUCUUCUUCUUUCCUUUUCUUCUUUAACUGUUUGUUUUCUUUUUCUUCAUCCUUUUCUUUCUUUCCCCUCUCUUUUCGAAAGAAGAUCUUCUUCUUCUUCUUCUUUCUUUUCUUCAUCCAAUUUCUUCUUCUUCUUCCUUUUCUUCUUCUUUUCCAUUUCUUCUUCGUCUUCUUCUUUCUUUUCUUUUUCUUCAUCCAAUUUCUCCUUCUUCUUCAUUUCCCUUUCUUCUUCUUCUUCUCCUACUUCUUCUUCUUUUCCUUUUCUUCUUCAUUCCUUUUCUUUUUCUUCCUUUUAUUCUUGUUCUUCCUUAUCUUCUUUUUCUUCUUCCAUUGCUUCUUCUUCUUUUUCUUCUUCUUCUUCUUCUUCUUCUUUCUUUCUUUGUUUUCUUUUUCUUCAUCCUUUUCUUCUUCUUCCUUUUCUUUUUCUUCCCCCUUUCUUCUUCUUCAUUUUCUUCUUCUUUUCCUUUCUUCUUCUUCUUCCUUUUCUUCUUUUUCUUCCUUUUCUUCUUCUUUUCCCUUUCUUCUUCUUCGUCUUCUUCUUCUUUCUUUUCUUCAUCCAAUUUCUUCUUCUUCUUCCUUUUCUUCUUCUUUUCCCUUUCUUCUUCGUCUUCUUCUUUCUUUUCUUUUUCUUCAUCCAAUUUCUCCUCCUUCCUUUUCUUCUUCAUUUCCCUUUCUUCUUCUUCUCUUUCUUCUUCUUCUUCUUCUUCUUUUCCUUUUCUUCUUCUUCCCCCUUUUCUUCUUCUUCCUCCUUUUCUUCUUCUUCUUCUUCAUCAUCAUCAUCACCUUCUUCUAUAUGCUCUGUCCCUUCAGGACGUAUUACUUUUCUAUGCAGUCCCUUUAUUCUUUUUCUUAUUCUUUCCUCACUUUCUUUCUUUCAUUAUCUUUUUUCAUUUUGUUUCAUUCUUUUAAUUUUCUCUCUUUAUGAAUUAUCUCUUCCUCUCUUUCUUUCUUUCUUUCUUUCUUUCUUUCUUUCUUUCUUUCUUUCUCCCCUUACAUUAAUAAUCGUCUUUCUAUAUUCCUUUUAUUCAUUUUCUUUCUUUCUUUCUUCUUUCUUUCUUUCUUUCUUUCUUUCUUUCUUUCUUUCUUUCUUUCUUUUUCCCCUUACAUUAAUAAUCGUCUUUCUAUUUUCUUUCUUUUUCAUUCAUUUUCUUUUUUACUCAGAUUACUUUUUUAUGCAGUCCCUUUAUCCUUUUUUCUUAUUCCUUCCUCACUUUCUUUCUUUCUUUAUCUUUUUUUCAUUUUGGUUCAUUCAUUCAAUUUUCUCGCUUUAUGAAUUUUUAUCUCUUCCUCUAUUUCUUUCUUUCUUUCAUUUUGCCUUUUUCACUUUAUCUCUUUCUUUCUUUUUAUCAUACUCUUUUUUUUCCUUCUAA